Musa acuminata subsp. malaccensis (wild Malaysian banana) is the source of this 887-nucleotide messenger RNA. RefSeq lists its product as uncharacterized. The record is from RefSeq and is a predicted model, not a curated record. NCBI's taxonomy places the organism in Eukaryota, Viridiplantae, Streptophyta, Magnoliopsida, Zingiberales, Musaceae.
CAAACAAAAGUUGGGAAUUAGAUUUAUAGGAAAAGUCUUGGCAGGUGGAAGGAUAAGUCCUCUCUCUCUCUCUCUUCUCUCUUCUCUCUCUCUCUCAUACACACACACACAGUCGUCCCUAAUUCUGAUCACAUGGAGAAAUCUUGCCUGGAGAGGGAUCUCGAUGACUGGGAGUUCCUCCCUGAUGACAAGAGCUUGCUGGACUUCAGCCAUGGCAGUCAAAAUGAUUUGGUGCUCAAGGAGCUCACACUUGAUGCCAAUUACUUCAUCUGCCCAUCACAAUCUUUCUUGGAGCAGCAGCAGAACUCAGAGCCAACCAUGGAGAAUAACUCAGAUGAUGAUGCUGAAGCCAAAGGAUUCAAAGACAUCGGCGUCGUCACACCAGACGUGGAAUCGCAAGUCAGGGAAGAGGGAGAAGAGAAAGAUCAUGCAGGAUCCGAGAUCAAAGGCUUCGGGUUUCCUCCUCCGGGGAAUUGGAGAUCGACAGGUAUUGGAGCCUUCUGCGCCAUGGGAGCAUCAGCAGCAGCAGCUGCUGCUGCUACUAUCUGCAUCUUCAUCCUUGGCUGCCGACAGCAUCAGAAACCUAAGAUCCAGUUCAAGAUCUACACCCACGAUAAGAGAAUGAAGGAGGUUGUGCAACAGGCAGCAAGGCUAAACCAGGCACUGUCAGCCGCGAGGGGAGCUCCCAUGACGAGGGCACACAUCUCAUUUGGAGGAUACAUUGCAAGUGCUUGAUCGAUCACUCUUCUCGACAAUAAAUGCUAUAGAUUACAUGUGUUUGUGGAAAUGCAUGCCAUAAGAUCACGUUGUAAAGCUGCCUUGCAUGGCAAUAAUUCUACUUGCUCUUCAAAUUACAGCCGAAUACAGUGCUCGUUUCAGCUUCUUUC